AUGUCUACAUCACCAAGAGCAUCUGCCAUACAAGAGGUACCUGUUGUCAUCCUCAGAACGCAAGCGGGCCAGGAGAAGGCAGCCCAGGAUCCGGCAGCUCCGGCGCUGGACAAGCACACGCGCGAGGCUGCCACCCGGCUGCGCAACUUCAGCUUCCCGAACACCGGUGAUGGCACAGCCGCAGCACAGAUGCCUCGCACAGCGCCCGGCGGCGGGCGCCAGUCAUUUUCGGGCAAGCAUAGCAGGGUAAACUCGCUCAUCGAGAAGAGCAUCAACAUGGAGGAGUCGCAGUCCGAGGCGCUGUUCAACCAUCUCAAGGCGUACACAAUUGGCGAUGCAGGCGAGCAGGACAACUCUUACUCGCGGCUGAAGACCACCUUCUGGCUCCACAGCCGCAAGAGCAGCGACGAGUCGCCGCGGAUGUCGGUGCUGAGCACACAGCACAGAAAUAGUCUGUUCUCCACAGGCAACACCGAGGAACAGUCCAGCACCGGCUCCGUCUCGUCAUCCUCAUCGUUCAGGCGCACUAACCACCGGCGCUCCCGCGAGUACAUCCCUCUGCAACAGCUAGAGAGGCUGUCUAUAGUGGAUGUUCGACCCGUCGUCGGCAAGGACGACCCGAGUGCCCGACGUGGCUCCAGCGCCCUCGCAAACGCUAUUGCACGCGACACCUCCGAGCAGAUUCGUCGCAACUCGACAGGCGUCUUCGCCAGCCUGCGCGACUUUGCCGCCAAAACCGGCGCCCCGACCAAAGGCCGUGUUUUCGCCCAUUGCCCGGAGACCGGCGACGCCAGCACCCCCGUCAUCGACCUCGAGCCGGCGUCCGAUACGACCACACCGCCCCGCACCUCCUCGCCCACAGCCGUGCCGGACUCGGCGCAGUCGCCAGAACCCCUUGCCUACAGUCACGUGCAAGAGUCCCCGAAGGUCCCGCUUCUGGCAGCGCCUGCCCACUCUUCCAGUCUGCGCAAGUCUUUGUCGCGCUCGUCUGGCGAGGACGAAACGCUAGUGGUAGGCGACGAGUGCUACGGGGUGCCCGAGCUCCACAAGACCAGGAGCACCACCUCCUUCCGGUCGUUCCUGGACAAGUACUGA
Molecule: messenger RNA, 1095 nt
Organism: Eremothecium gossypii ATCC 10895
Lineage: Eukaryota; Fungi; Ascomycota; Saccharomycetes; Saccharomycetales; Saccharomycetaceae
Gene: ICS2
Product: Ics2p
Exons: 1
Coding region: 1-1095 (364 amino acids)
Source: RefSeq, marked provisional